GUCCCAUCGCCACUUUUCCUCGCAUUUGCUCUCCUCAAAAUCGCUUCGGUUUCCUGCAUUCACGUCCUGCGCGUGUUAGCCCCCGUUGACUGCGAACAAAGGCUCUUUUGCUGUGUCACCCAUCUCAAGCACCAUGGUCUCCCCUCUCUGGAAGGCUUGCUCCGAGGGCAACCUUGAGAACGUCAACGAGCUGUUGAAGGAGGCAUCGACCGCAGAUAUCGAGGUAAACGAUCAUGAUGGCGUGACCCCUCUCAUUGAAGCGGUCAAAAACGGACAUAUCGAGGUAGUGAAGGUACUACUCGAAAAGGGUGCUGAUCCCACGAACGCUUCCAGCCAAGGUCCCACCGAACAGUUCACAUCAGAUUCAGCUAUCUUGGAAUUACUUGACGCGGCAAAAACAGAGCUGAGCUCGAGCGCAGCGCCCGCGCAGGAGCCCGUUUACGCUCAUGACCCGAACGUGGACCAGACCAAAGGCUACUAUGGUCCCCCGCCUAGUGCAUACUACUACCCGGGUGUUCCCAUAGGUGCACCGAUGCUACCAGACGGUGCUAUUUCAUACUAUCCGCCGCCCGCUCCUGUGGCCUCUGAGCCCAACGGGAACGGAAUGCCUAACCUACCUCCUCCUGAAGUUGCGCGAAUGAUACCGUGUAGAUACUACCCUGCUUGUCGUUAUGGUUCUUCGUGCAUCUUUGCUCACCCGCAGGCUCCGUAUAUCCAGGGGCCCCUACCUCCUCCGGCUCAAUAUCCUGCUCCGUACGAUUCUAUCGCUCCGCCCUACCCGCCGCAUACAUAUUACGGAGUGCCGCAGCCCCCGUACCCGACAUCUCCUAACGGUGUCAUGUCCCCGCCUGCCGGAGGCCAACCUCUCCCUCAGCCGCCCAUGACCCAUACGAGGUCGGGAUCUGAGGUCGUUUCUCCCAUCCAGGCGCCCUUCAGCCCGAAUGGCGCGCCUCCUCCCGUUCCGUACGGCGUGAUGUCACCUGUAUCGCCUACAUAUGCACAUCCUGGCCAGGUUCCGGUCCCUAUCUCCGUUCCUCCGCUGUCGCCUCUCCAGCAUGCAGGUGGGCCCCAGUCGCCUCAGCAGUCUAUGUACUCUCCUAUGUCUCCUGUUGCACAAGGCCUUAUGCAAUCCUAUCCUGCGCCACUGGACCCAAUGGCUCCAUAUCCACUGGGCAUGGUGCCCAACGGCAGCAUAUCUGAGACCAUCGGCUCACCAAAAUCGCCGCAGGAGCAUUUACUGAUGGAUGGCUAUGGUCCACGGCCGAUGAAUAGGGAUAUCAUGACUCAUCACCGAAGAGGAAGCGGGAGAAGGCCUUCAUUUGGCGGUUCUGGGCGCAAACCUCCCUGUUUGUUCUUUCCAGCUGGGAAGUGCAGAAAUGGCGACGAGUGUCGAUUCCCUCACAUCUUACCCGAUGCGUCAUUCCAAUAUCACCCUGCUCAUCAUCCUCCGCAUUUUUCUGGAAGAGGCGGUCAUAGGCCGCGCGCUUCUUCGCAUAUGAAUGGAGUGCCUGGAAUCGAGGAGAAGAUUGCCAACAUGUCAGUACAAGAACAGGAUGGACAGCCUGCACAACCACGAGCAGGCGCUAACGGGGUGGACGCCACGGCCAACUCGAGCCGAUCGCAAUCCAGCGAUGGCGUUAACAGGCGAGGACCACAGAAUUUCAAGGCGGGCCCGUACGCCAAUGGCGCUCGGGUGGACAAGAAAUUUAUUCCUCCGAAGUCUCAACGCGUGCCUAGCGCUGAUGAGUUCCCGACCCUCACCAAUACCGCACCUCCACCGCGUAGCCCUGGUCUGCACGGUCCAGGCUCGGGUCCUACAGCCGCACAGAUCUUGCAGGCACCUCCCCCGCGUAAGGACGGUCAAUCUACGACCCGUGGUUCUUCUCCGGAGCAGAACGGCUCGCAGGAUCAAAAUGCGAAAGAGAACAAGGCUGACUCUGACGCACCGACGCCUGAUCCUUCUGCCAAUAAGCUCCCGAUCUCCUUUGCUGCUGCCGCCACAGCUGUCCCUGACACUGCCGCAAAGGAGGUCAGCGUCACAGCCUAA
Molecule: messenger RNA, 2047 nt
Organism: Laetiporus sulphureus 93-53
Lineage: Eukaryota; Fungi; Basidiomycota; Agaricomycetes; Polyporales; Laetiporaceae
Exons: 6
Coding region: 134-2047 (637 amino acids)
Molecular function (GO): metal ion binding; protein binding
Source: RefSeq, a predicted model, not a curated record